Mobula hypostoma (lesser devil ray) is the source of this 3981-nucleotide messenger RNA. RefSeq names its product chromosome 8 C2orf68 homolog (gene c8h2orf68). The record is from RefSeq and is a predicted model, not a curated record. The transcript has 4 exons. The coding region runs from base 23 to 541 and encodes 172 amino acids. NCBI's taxonomy places the organism in Eukaryota, Metazoa, Chordata, Chondrichthyes, Myliobatiformes, Myliobatidae.
CGGGACACGGACGCCGGCCCGCAUGGAGCUCGAGGAUGAAAGCUCUGGUCCCCGGGAUAAAACGACGGCAAAGACCGCCCGCCUCGACAUGAGCCACGGCUUUGUACACCACAUCCGCCGCAACCAGAUCGCCAGAGACGACUACGACAAGGAAGUGAGGCAGGCAAAAGAACGACAGAGGAAGAGACAGACCCCUGCUCCAGUCCGUCCACGCAAGCCGGACUUGCAGGUGUACCAUCCACGCAGGAGAAAUGGAGCAGAAAAUUUCUCUAGGUUUGACUGUGAGGAAUCAAAUGGAAGCAGUUCAGGCACUGAUCCGGAGCCACAGAAUACCACAGGAGAAGCACGGAACACUGAGCUUUUCUGUCUGGAUUACCAAGCAGAUGAUAAAAUUGUUACAUCAGUCAUAAUCCAUCAGAAUGAUGACCCCAAGAAAGUGGCUGAGAAAAUUGGAUCCAAGAAUAGCUUGGAGCCCUUGAUGAAGGAAGCGCUGAGGCUAAGAAUACAGGAGGAAAUUGAAAAGAGGAUCUCAAAGCGUUGAGUCCAACUGCAACUUCAUUGGGUGAUCCAAUUUUGUUUUUGUUUUGUGUUGUUUUUCUCCAUUUUUCGGUGGUUAAUGAAGCGUGGAGAGAUUUGAGGCCUCCAGGCCAUGCAAGUACUUGCAAGGACAAAAUGGGUCCAAAAAAAAAGAAAAAGACAGCUGAAAGGAGUGGUGGCCACGGCUAGAUUACCUGAAAGGGGCAAAGCACAUUGCUCAACUGCCAGAUUCAUGGGAGCUUCAGCUCCACAAAUGGUGCAGAAUGUCAAAAGAAUAUAAACAGGCUGAAACAAUAUUAUCAUGAAAUUUAAUAUGCAGAACAGAAGUAUUCCAUCUCUGGCAAGUAUUUUAACAAAGCUGAGGGAAAAAACGAUGCAGUAGGAUCCUUGCCUCGUGCCAAUACUCCCAACUCCACAAAGAAAGUGUUGACGGGAAUCUCAAGAGUUAUCCAUUUCUUCAUUUUAGGAGUAUAAGACAUAGGAACAGAAUUAGAUGAUUCAGCCCAUCAAGUCUCUGCCAUUCCAUCAUGGCUGAUUUAUUAUCCCUCUCAACCCCAUUCUCCUGCCUUCUCCCCGUAACCUUUGACAUCCUAACUAAUCAAGAACUUUGGCCUCCACAGCCAUUGGUGGCGAUGAUUUCCACAAAUUCCCAUCAAAUGGCUAAAGAAAUUCCUCCUCUCUCUGUUCUAAAAUCUAUUUGGUAAGUAGAUAAGUACAACCCAAGGUGGCUAUAGCCAUGGUACUUUUCUAAGGAACUGAGAAGCUGUCAUCCUGAAUAAUGUGUAGAAACUUCACAGAACAAAGAUCACGUUUGUGUAUGUGGCUGAAUCCAGUAACCAGUGUUGGUGUAACUCUAAGGACAAUUCCUGCUUUUUUUUUUUGCAGAGGGGCUGUAUAAAUUUUGAAACCCCAUUAAAAUAUUUUAAAAUGAGAUAUCUUUUCUGAAUGGGCUACCCUUCCUUUCAAAGAGGUUGCCUCUCACAAUCCUGUACCACUCCUAGCAGGUAGUCUGCAGGUUACUAGGGACCGGUGAGAGAAUGGUCAGUGCAGCUGGUAAAGAGCUGCUGACUACUUGUUGAAUACCGGCAACAUCUGGGAAGACGCUGGCUGCAAGAGUGGUUUAUAGGUAUAGAAUGUGAUGAUAAGAGGGUCAAGGCAGUCCAUCUGAAUUAUGGCACAGCCUGAAAGAUUAUUGGGUCUUACCCAGUUUGUGGACGGUUUGGGAUGUCUACCUCCAUGUAACCACGCUCAGGAUACCAUGCAGAAUAACAUGGAGAUGGACUCUGACCGUUAUAUUAUCAACCUUUAACACCUAAGAAGUUGAAGUCAAAUGAGUUUCUUAAAUUCAUAUUGUGCCAGUGUUUGCAUUGAUGAGAAAGGCCAACAAUUUUUAGAGUCAUGGAACACAUCGGCCACACAGGAGCAUAGUGGUUAGCACAACGCUAUACAAUACAGGCGACUGGGGUUGUAAGCAGUUUGUGCGUUCUCCCUGUGACCGUAUGGCUUUCCUCUGCGUGCUGCAGUCCAAAGAUCUUCCAGGUUACUUGGUCAUUGUAAGUUGUCCCGUGAUUAGGCUAGAAUUAAAUCGGGGAAUUGCUGGACGGCGCUGCCCGAACGGGCAGUAGGGCCUACUCUGCGCUGUAUCUCAAUAAAUAAAUAUCGAGCCUACCUAGUCCAUGCCAGCUUGGUAUUCUGUGUGGGCACGUGGCCAAGUGGUUAAGGCAUUGGACUAGCGACCUGAAGGUCGUGAGUUCGAGCCCCAGCUGAGGGAACGUGUUGCGUCCUUGAGCAAGGCACUUAAUCACACAGUGCUCUGUGACGACACCGGUGCCAAGCUGUAUGGGUCCUAAUGCCCUUCCCUUGGACAACAUCGGUGACGUAGAGAGGGGAGACUUGCAGCAUGGGCAACUGCUGGUCUUCCAUACAACCUGGCCCAGGCCUGGGCCCGGGAGAGUGAAGAUUUUCCAGGCGCAGAUCCAAGGUCUCGCAAGACUAACGGAUGCCUUUAAUUCUGCCUAGAUCCUACUAUCUGCACUUGGACUAUUCCCUCCGUACCUCUUCUAUCCAUUUUUCAAAGGUUGAAAUGGGAUAGAUACGAGAAAUGAGUAGUUUCCCCAGAUGAUCCAGAGGAUAGAUGAAACCUUCUCAGCCAUACAGGCUCCAAACUCCAAAAUAAUCACAUCUCCAGCUAACUGAGGAGCUGUGAUUGACAGCAACCACACAUUGGGCAUGUAGGUACAGCAGGCAGUGAAAAAGGCGAAUGGUAUGCUGGCAUUUAUAGCGAGAGGAUUCGAGUACAGGAGCAGGGAGGUACUACUGCAGUUGUACAAGGCCUUGGUGAGACCACACCUGGAGUAUUGUGUGCAGUUUUGGUCCCCUAAUCUGAGGCAAGACAUCCUUGCCAUAGAGGGAGUACAAAGAAGGUUCACCAGAUUGAUUCCUGGGAUGGCAGGACUUUCAUAUGAAGAAAGACUGGAUGAACUGGGCUUGUACUCGUUGGAAUUUAGAAGAUUGAGGGGGGAUCUGAUUGAAACGUAUAAAAUCCUAAAGGGAUUGGACAGGCUAGAUGCAGGAAGAUUGUUCCCGAUGUUGGGGAAGUCCAGAACAAGGAGCCACAGUUUGAGGAUAAAGGGGGAGCCUUUUCGGACCGAGAUUAGGAAAAACUUCUUCACACAAAGAGUGGUGAAUCUGUGGAAUUCUCUGCCACAGGAAACAGUUGAGGCCAGUUCAUUGGCUAUAUUUAAGAGGGAGUUAGAUAUGGCCCUUGUGGCUAUGGGGAUCAGGGGGUAUAGAGGGAAGGCUGGGGCGGGGUUCUGAGUUGGAUGAUCAGCCAUGAUCAUAAUAAAUGGCAGUGCAAGCUCGAAGGGCCGAAUGGCCUACUCCUGCACCUAUUUUCUAUGUUUCUAUGUUUCUAUCCCACUCCUGAUUGCUAUCCAUGCCUCCUCUGCCUGCACGUAUUCAUUCAUCCCCACAACCCCAGCCAAGAACGGCUAACUGAGCCUUUUUGAUCUUGCUUGGUACAGUGUUAUAAUGGGAAAUGUGUUCAACCCAACAGGAACUUACUACAUUUGUAGAAGGCAUACAGCAACAGACUCACCUGCCUUCCUGUCUGGUCUCUCUAUCAUAAAACAUGUGGUUUCAAACGUUUCAAAAUUUUGCAUCCAUCUUUAGGCAAAGUGCAUGAUUUUUUAAAUGGUCUCAAAACUAAUGUUACUAUUAUGUUUGAUUAAAUUUUCCUGCAGAAUAACAGUUCAAAAAUGUAUCAAUAAUUAUGAACUACUGUGAAGCGUCUAGAGUUUGUGAAAUUUUCUUCUGCCUUGAUUGAGGUGUUGAACAUUGUGAUUUUUAAAAAAUUAUUUUGUUAAGAUUGCUAUCGUUCCCACAUUGAAAACUAUUGUGAAUCAAAUUGGUUUCCUGGUCAUCAUUUAUCAGACUCUCUGUAUG